Molecule: messenger RNA, 405 nt
Organism: Mesorhabditis spiculigera
Lineage: Eukaryota; Metazoa; Nematoda; Chromadorea; Rhabditida; Rhabditidae
Source: the annotation of a GenBank genome assembly
AUGGUGACGGUCCCGCUUCUGCUCUCCUUGCCAUUUCUACUGGCUGGUGUUGCGGCACGGGGGCGAAUCAACGUUACUGUUACGGGAGACGUUCUCUGCGCGAAAAAGCCGGCAGCAGACGUUCAACUAGAGCUAUGGGACGGGAAUUUGGUUAGUGAGGACGAUCUAUUGGCGAGUGGAAAAUCCGAUAAACAGGGUCACUUUUCGAUUUUCGGCGUAAAUGAUGUGAAGACGAUGGGCAAUGACGUGUAUCUUCUGAUGACGCACACAUGUGGUGUCUCGGAUCCGUUGAGUUGUACGCGCACCAGCAACUAUCCGAUAGGGCCGGCGAAAUACGGGAGUGUCUACGAGAUGCAGCAAGUGGCGCUGGACAUUUACACCACCGGCGAGGAGGAGCGAUGCGAA